Coregonus clupeaformis (lake whitefish) is the source of this 3259-nucleotide messenger RNA. RefSeq names its product induced stolen tip protein TUB8. The transcript has 5 exons. NCBI's taxonomy places the organism in Eukaryota, Metazoa, Chordata, Actinopteri, Salmoniformes, Salmonidae. The coding region runs from base 393 to 836 and encodes 147 amino acids. The record is from RefSeq and is a predicted model, not a curated record.
CUACCUUUGAGGAGGAGGAGGAGGAGGCUGCUACCUUUGAGGAGGAGGAGGAGGCUGCUACCGUCGAGGAGGCGGCUGCUCCCAUUGAGGAGGAAGAGCCUGAGGUGGAUGAGCCUGAAAUCGAGGAAGAGCCAGAAGUUCUGGAGGAGGAGCCAGAGGCUUUCGAGGAGGAGGGUGCUCCUGUCGAGGAGGAGGUUGUUGAGGAGGCCGCACCAGUCGAGGAGGAAGCCGCACCUGAGGAUGAAGAGGCUGCCCCUGUGGAGGAGGUAGCUGCCCCUGUAGAAGAGACCUUAGAGGAGGAGGCUGCCCCCGUUGAGGAAGAGGUUUUAGAGGAAACCUCCCCAGUCGAGGAGGAAGCCGCACCUGAGGAUGAAGAGGCUGCACCUGUUGAGAUGGUUGACGAAGAGGCUGCACCUGUUGAGAUGGUUGACGAAGAGGCUGCACCUGUUGAGAUGGUUGACGAAGAGGCUGCACCUGAGGAGGAAGAGGCUGCAGCCGUUGAGGAGGAAGCCGUCCCAGCUGAGGAGGAAGUUGAUGCCGUAGAACAGGCUGUUGAGGAAGAGGCCUCCCCCGCAGAAGAAGAGGCUGCACCAGUUGAGGAGGAGCCAGCAGAAGAGGAGGCACUGGAAGAGGAGGCAGCACCAGCAGAAGAGGAAGAGGUAGAAGAAACAGCAGAAGAAGAGGAAGCAGAUGCUGAAUCAGAAGAAACUCAAGAGGAGGAAGCUCUUCAGGAAGAGUUUCCAGAGGAGGCAGAUGAAUUUGAUGAGGCAGUUGAGUUGACAGAAGAACUUACCCAGGCAGAAGAACAGAUUGAAGAUGCGCGAACAGAAACGUAGAGCCUGCAAUCUCGGCGCAGUAAGGCGGAGCGAGGUCAGCCCACAUCGCAUCCCACUGAGCACGUGCAGCCACGCUUCCCCACCUCCAUAGAAAGAGAAGCGUCGCCGCGACAUUCGCCACUGUCUCCGUUUUCUCACUCACACACUCAGAAUUUUGCUUUCCUUUCGUUAGUGUAAAAUCUCACUGUUCCAUAACUUGUUUGAUAAGUAUGUUAAUUUUUUUCUCUUGCCCUUUUUACUUUUCAUUUUUUGUUCUACUUUGUUUCCACGAUUUGUUGUUAAAAAAAAAUCCCAUUUCAUAUAAUGGAAAGUAUCAAUGAAUUUCUCUUACGGAUGUAGGUAGAUCAUGUGAGUUGUAGGUUGUUUUUCCUUUCCUUUGUAUAACAAGCAGAGGCAAGUGUUGCUUUGCUAGUCAAAGAUCUUUACAUGUCUGAACCGAGUUCAGCAGUGUGGUUUCACCCUGUUGAAUUGUGGGUCAGAACUUUUUAAAAAAUGUAUGUUUUUUGUUCAACGUGAAGGUAUUAUGCAAAGCUGCACUGAUCAUUCGCGGCAAUUUCACUCUAAGUUUUGUAUUACCAGUAUGUAGUGAGUCUACAUGUGGCAGGUGAACUCUGACAAGUCAGGUGACGUGUUGGGCGAGUGUGUGAGCUUCAGUGUGUAUGACUGAGAAUGUGUGUAGAUGUUUUGUGUGUGAAUGCGACUGUGUGUCUGUAGACAUAUCGCUUUGCAAAACAAUCCCUAUUAGCCGUAGUUCUCAUAAGAUCUUUGAGACUCUUCCUCAUUUCGUUUUGUUUUUGUUUGUUCCAACUACUAGUACCUCUCGCUCUCUGAUACUUCUUAAGUACUGAAAGUGUUUUUGACUCACUCAGACCUCGAGCCAGAACAGUGAACAUCUUUUUGUAUUUCUUAGGAUCUAUAGGAACACAUUUAUUUUCCAGCAAUGCAAGUAAAAAAAAAAAAAAAUGUGGGUGGUAUUUUUUGGACUGUAUUUGGGUUGGAAGUAAACUCUCCUAAUGGGAGAUAUGUUGGCGUAUGCCAUUUCUUCUGGGAAAAACGGAUUUAAAAAAAAAAUUGCCGGAAGACGAGGGAAGCGCAGGGUCUCAGAGUAUAUGGUAAAACAGGCACUACUGUGCAGUGUGUCCCAGGUCCUUCAAUAGGUCUGCCCCCCACACACACACACACACACACACACACCUGGUCCAACAGGAAUGUGAUUAAUUCAAUACACUUAAACACAAAACAAAAAGUCUGCGUCAGCAAUGUUCAUAAACUUUGUUCCAUUUCUCUCAAUGUACAGGUCCACUUUCACUUGUAUAUUAACUGACUCUAGCCCAGGGUAAGUGCUUCAUUUGGAACAAAGGUAUAUGAAUGUCUGGGAUUGUGGCUGAUUUAGCAGAUACGUGGAACACCUCUUGUUGUUGUCCCUCUGCAUGUGUUUCAGUGCAGCCCCUAAAACCAACUGUAACCAACUGUUCAAAGAGAAAUGCUGUAGUACAUCUAGAAGGGAACGUGACAGUGUAACCUGCUAACUCUAAUGUCCUAGCAUUUAAUGCUAGCAUUUACUAUUGGCGUUAUUGUCAUUGUUGUUUUUACUACAAGGACGAUUCUAGGUCGUGCUCUGGACUUGAGGCUGGAGGGUUAAUGUAAUUUUUAUUAUUUUGAAGGAGUCGUGUGUUUAGUCUCCGUAAUGUUUCUGUGAAUUCAAAUUAGUGUGUUUUAUGUUUUAAAUCUUGCCAUCGUAGCAGUUUUCUGUACAUUGUGGUAAUAAGGGGCGUGCCAGUUGAUAUAAUGCCGAUUUAAUGUGAUGGACUGUAGGAAAUGCUGCAAUGCAACUCUUCUCUGAGGGUGGGGAAAAAACGGUUUGUUUCAACAUUUAAAACAAGUCAAGUGGUUGAAAUAUAGUUCUUAGGACUUAUUUUGGCUUUUUUCUAUAACACUAGUGGGUAUUUUUCUACUCCCUAACACUUUUGAAGUUGAUGUGAAUUUUUAACGUGGUGUUAAUUUUACAUUAUACAAAACUUUACAAGAUAGAUCUGUUCUAGAUUUUUAAAUAAAAAAUACACUUUUUAGGAUCAAACCUGUUUUUUGUUGUUGACAUUUUAAAGACAGUGUUUCACUUUUUUCAAAGCCAUACGUGAAAGGUACAGAACAGACUUUCUUUACUCCAAUGGAAAGACAUUGCACAACUAGCAAUAACAGAAAACAUAUACGAACCCCACUACAAUCUCAAAUUGCAGUUCACAUACAAACAGAGGUUUACACACAUACAAAAAAACAUGUUAGAGGUUUACAUAGUAUCCUGCUGUAUAGGCUAAUAGGUUUUUAAAUGAUUGUGAAAAUGCAUCCUGUAUGCAGGGUUGGAUGACUGUCACAGUUUCUGUAAAAGUUCUGUUCAGGGGCUGCAAUAAAGGUUUGGGACAACA